ACUAGAUUCAAUCCUAGCGGUCGGACAGAUGUGUCAAAGCGGAUUGGCCCCAAAAAAUAUUAAUGAGGGUGUGAUGUAGUAUCUUCGGACGUAUAUGGUCUCUAGCAACACAUUCCAUUUGCUCGACUAUGAAUCAGGCAUGAAACAGGGAUGGCUUACUCAGGCCCAUCUCUACCAUUACGCUUGAAAGCGUCAUAAAUGAAUUCCAUCAUCUAGAUCAGGAACCCCGCACUGCCAGUAAAGAUAGAUAUAUGAUAGACUUUGCACCCUCCACCCCCUCAUCAUCUAGCUUCAACGCUUCCUUUUCAACCGUCAGUAGUGAAGAUUGUUCCAGAAUACCCCAGAAACCAGUGUAAGAACAGCGAAGAUGCAGGGAGAUAUUCCUCUACGAGAACCGGUCCAUAGCAUCCAGCCAGAAGACGAGUGGAGGGUCGAGCAGGGAAUAGCGGGUGCAGAAUUCUACCUACUUGAUCAGACUAAGGGGCCUGGAGAACAACCACGGAUUCCCGUCUCUAAACAUCCGAUUACGCCGCCAGUUGAGGCCAAGUUCGAUGAUGAGCUAGCUAAAGAUGAGAUCCCAGGCUGGAGCGGGUAUGUCGAGUGGGAGGACUAUCCUGGGAAGAAGAAGACUGCACACGACAUAUUGAUGUCUCAUGAGUUCCCUCCCCCCCCUGAGUUUCAGCUGGAGCCAAUUCCCGGCACCAACCCGGUACUUGAAGGAAUUCGAUGGAAACAAUGGCACCGUGCAAUUGGAGGCCGACUCAAAGAUGUACCUGAAGAAUCGUGGAAGAUUGUACUCGAAGAGAAAGACCCAAACAUGCUGCAUCUUCUUCAGUUCCCGUACAACGGGGAGCCACCGAAGAGACUAGUUACCGCACAAGCCAUCACACCGAAUCCUCUCCACUUCAUCCGGAAUCAUGGCGGUAUCCCUGUUAUAGAUCCCGACUCCUGGUUUCUGAGGCUUGAGGGUCUUGUGCGAGAGCCUAAGAAACUCACGUUGGCCGACUUACAAGACGAAACCCGAUUCCCUCGUAUGGAGAGGCUAGUGACUAUCCAAUGUAGUGGGACGCGUCGUAUUGAGCAGAUUUCGCUUUAUGCUGGCGAAGGCGAUGAGAUGAUUAACGCACCAUGGGCUGAAGGCGCUAUUGGUACGGCACGAUAUGUCGGCAUCUCGCUUAAGAAAGUGAUCAAGUACUGUGGCGGUCUCAUCGACGGGGCGAAACACCUCGAACUUGUUGGUGCAGAUACUUACUUCAAAAUGAACGAAGUGAUGAACUAUGCCGUCAGCGUGCCCUACUCAAAGGUACGCGCAAACGAGGUAAUGCUCGUCUGGGAAAUGAAUGGCCAGAAGCUACCCAAGAUCCACGGCGCCCCGAUUCGAGCAGUUGUCAUGGGCUAUAUUGGCGCGAGAAGCGUGAAGUGGUUGUAUCGAAUUACAGCAAUGAAAGAGCCAACCCGAGCCCCCGUUCAAAGCAGGGAGUAUCUAUACUUUAACCAGCAAGUCGGAAAGCAUAACCAGAGAUGGACAGAUGGUAUACAGAUCCAGGAAAUGCCUGUCAGCAGUGCUAUCAUGUCGCCUUGGAACAAACAAGUCGUGAUUCACGAAGGUAAGAUCUCAGUGAAAGGAUGGGCAUAUUCUGGUGGUGGGCGGUGGCCCGAGCGAGUCGAAGUUAGUGCCGAUGGGGGUUUCUCUUGGUAUAUGGUACCAGUCGAGAACCUGAGUCCCAAGCACAAGUUUGCAUGGAGAACGUGGACAAUGGAGGUUCCUUGCGACGUAGAAGGGUGGAUCGAACUCGUAGUCCGAUGCUGGGACAACAGCCUAAACACUCAACCCACAGAAGUCCGAAAUGCUUGGAAUUGGGGACUGCAUGUGACGAGCAGUGCUCAUAGGGUGAGGAUUUACAGUGUUAACAAAAGCAAGGAAGUAACGAAAGCGAGACUGGAGGAGUUCGAGAGGAGACAAGUCAGUUUUGUGCCUAUUACUCGGCCUACUGAGUUUCCUUAUAUGACCUGGAAGGAGUAUGAUGACUUCUUUGCCAAAGCUGGGCCGCGGGACAUCGAGGUAUAAUAGGGCAAUCGAUCACUGUGAAUAGGAUCUACUUCAAGUGUUGUCUACGCACUUUGGCGGACUGCUAAUCCUAUUCCUUCGGGAGCCCGAGUUCAUUCCUUCAACUUUACUUUGUCUUAUUCUUCUUAUAAAAAGAAAUAACAAAAAAUUUCUUUUUUCCAGGUUGUGAUGGAUGAAGCGCAGUCAGAACAAAAACUCGACACCUCCGAG
Molecule: messenger RNA, 2278 nt
Organism: Xylaria bambusicola
Lineage: Eukaryota; Fungi; Ascomycota; Sordariomycetes; Xylariales; Xylariaceae
Product: sulfite oxidase
Exons: 10
Coding region: 368-2068 (566 amino acids)
Cellular component (GO): mitochondrion
Molecular function (GO): oxidoreductase activity; molybdenum ion binding
Source: RefSeq, a predicted model, not a curated record